This is a messenger RNA of Dromiciops gliroides (monito del monte), 630 nucleotides long. It is a transcript of the gene AARD, whose product is annotated as alanine and arginine rich domain containing protein. The record is from RefSeq and is a predicted model, not a curated record. Lineage: Eukaryota; Metazoa; Chordata; Mammalia; Microbiotheria; Microbiotheriidae.
AUGACAUUUCCUAUGCUGCUAGAGAAGGUAGCACCGCCCUGGGAUUUUGGAGCAGACCGAAGGGAGGUCCGAGCAUUGGAGGGGGACCACUUUUGCCCUUUCCUUCCCGGCUUCUCUUUUGGGGAUCAACGAGGAGUCAGGAAUGGGGAAGCGCAGGACGAGGACGUUGCGUCCAGUUUAUUGUUGGAGGACAUCCAGAGGCGUCUCCGCAACGCUUUCCGCAGCCCCAUCUCACGCCAGGAUGUCCCACCACUGCCACAGGAGCCUGGGAAACAGCAGCUGGAGCAUCAGCAGCCCUGGGAAGGCUCUGGGAGCAGGGCCACUGCCGUGCAGGAGGAGCUGCGCAGGGCGCACAUAGACGGAACCAGUUGGCUGCGGGCUGAACUGUUGGAGAUGCGCUUCCAGAACCAGCAGCUCGCCAAAACUUGGGUGGAUUUAAACUUGGAAAUACAGCGACUGAAGAUUGAAAAUGAAUUGUCCACAGCUUCUGAAUGACCAGCCCUGGGAAAGAUCACUGUGGCUCAGAAUUGUAAAGUGUAUGUCAGGAGACAUAAAGCCCAAAGACAAAGUAUAUUUUCUACAAACGACUCUGACACAAAUAUGAACAAGAUGCACAAGUUUCCAAGCUAA